Messenger RNA from Pimephales promelas (fathead minnow), 2850 nucleotides. It is a transcript of the gene eif4ebp2, whose product is annotated as eukaryotic translation initiation factor 4E binding protein 2. Gene Ontology annotation, biological process: negative regulation of translational initiation. Gene Ontology annotation, cellular component: cytoplasm. The record is from RefSeq and is a predicted model, not a curated record. NCBI's taxonomy places the organism in Eukaryota, Metazoa, Chordata, Actinopteri, Cypriniformes, Leuciscidae. Gene Ontology annotation, molecular function: eukaryotic initiation factor 4E binding.
CCAGCGCUCUUCGCUUCCUGCCUGGCGGAGGGAGGGGACGGUGCUGACGGCUGGGAGGACGAGCUUGACGUGAAGAAAGCCUUGGGAAAGCGAUAAGAAACGAGGGGAAAGGGCCCGAGGUUUUUUACCUUGUAUCGGGAAAACGUAUCGCUCGACUCUGAUUAGCACCCGAAGCAAGUGCAAUGUCGUCCAGUCGUCAGUUUAGCGAGAGCAGGACCAUCCCGACCAGGACGGUGCUGAUCAACGACUCAACGCAGCUACCUCACGACUAUUGCACCACUCCUGGAGGCACUUUAUUCUCCACCACCCCUGGAGGAACCCGAAUAAUCUAUGACCGUAAGUUCCUAUUAGACCGGCGUAACUCGCCCAUCGCCCAGACCCCACCAGCGCACCUGCCGGUUAUCCCAGGAGUGACGGGCAAGAACAUCCUCAAUGAACUCAAGAGGAAUGAAGCUAACAACAUCAACAACCAUGAUGCCAAACCAGCGCAAGCUGAAGAUGCUCAGUUUGAGAUGGACAUCUAAAGAAGAGGAACCAACGUGAAGAACGAUUUAUUACCUGGUACCUGUGUGCCAGUGGCUUGGCUUGUAGAAACCAAUGUUGUGAGCCCUCUCCUUUAGCUCUCUCUAGCUGCUGGGUGCUGCAUAAUCAUGGGGAUAAAUGACUUAAGUUUGCCCUGUGGAGCCCUGAAAGUUAACCUGUUAGCCUGAUGAGCUCUUUUUGUUUAGGUUUCAGGGCUGCCAUCAGCUGUACUUGCUUAAGUCACAGAGCAAAGGAAAAAUUCUUUAUUGUAAGUGACCGGAUAUAUUACCAAUUUACUGUAAUGGACUCAUAAGCAAAUCAGCCAUCAGAGAUUCACUGCUGAUAGUUCAGAGUACACUGUUCCACUUGAUACCCUUAAUGCAGUCUACUUUGUUCACUGAUUUGAAGCCAGGAAAUGCAGUUAUCUGCAAGUUCAUGUCCUACCAAAUGUAAUAUAUAUAUAUAUUUUUUCCAUCCAAAAACGUUACUGGUUACAGUUACCAUUUUAAUUUUAAAGGGACAGCAAGAUUAUCAUCAUAAUUUUGAUUAAAAAAUGUCUUUUAUAUCAGUUAAAACAUUGAACUUUUUUUCAGGUAUUUGUUCAGCUCAAAACUAUAGUUUUAUAGAAUUGUUAAAAAAAAAACCAUUGAAACCACAGUCCUUAAUCACUCAUUUAAUUUUUACGAUUAUGAUGCCAAACAAAUGUAUACCGAUUUUCGAAUCUUAUUUAGACCUACCCCAAAAUGACCUUGAGCAAAUUCUUCAAAUUUCCUUAAGGUAAAUAACAUCUGAUCACAAUUUUGAAAGACCAAAUUGUUACUUUAUUUCAGAGAGAAUGUUUCCGUUUAGAUUUGUCCUGCUAAUGGUAUGGUACCUUUGCAUGCCGAGAUACUUGAAGCGUCAACAUCAGCUAAUAAAAGGUAGACAAUACGCAGUACUGUUGGACUGGAUCAAGGGUUUAAUACACUUUAUGAAAUGAUGACAAAAAGAGAGCUGGUCUCAGGAAGCACCUGCUUUAUGUACCUAACAAGUACACAUCAUCUUAUGGCUCAUUUAAUAGGAGAAAUCGCUCGAUGCAUUUUUAACAUUAAUAUCAGCCGUGACAUCUGCUGUCACUUUCCGAUUACUACAAUCCUCAAGCCUUACAAACCUUGAUAAUCAAAUCAAAGGUAGGAAAGCACUGAAGUGUUGUUUUGGUCAUUUUACUAUUGUCUGUCUCACAUCCACACAAUGUGAUUCUUCAAAAGAGGGAUAGUUUUGUAGUGACCACACAUAUUGAUUCAGAUCAAAUAUCUUGAAAACUUGAAUUGAAUCUUUCCAAUGCUCUUCUAUGCAUGUUCUUUUGGUCUGCUUCUUGGUCUUUAGUUCACAUGUCACAUCAUUAAAUCUAUGUUGUUUUUUGGGAGGAUGCCAAAUAGGUUUGAUUUGUAUUGAAAGAGAAUUAAGCAAAGAGAUUAUCUAAACAAAGUGACUUAAAGAGGAUAAGACUUAUUCUCAUGACUUCAAUUGUCUCUUUCUGUCCUCUAGUCAUUCUCUGAAGCACAAAUGUUUUUUUUCUCUCUCUCUCUCUCUCUCACAGUAAUCUUUUGUGCUUAGCUUCUGUAUCCAUGCCUUACUUUACUAAGCUGACCAACUGUGUCAAAUACAGUUCUCUUUCAUACCUUAAAACAGGAUCAGUUCCUUUGUUUAAUUUCUUUCCGACUUUCAAGUUGAAGAUACGAUCAAGAUAUUGCUAUGUUUUACUAGAAAACAUUUAUAUUUUUGGAAACAUGUUUGUUACCAUUUACUUUCUUACAGAGAAGGGAAUAUUUGCACAUACGGCAGUGUAAUGUUUGUAAUACGGAUUGGUUAAAAAAGAAAUGUAGUUUAGGUUCCACUUUGUUCAGUCGCAAACAGUUAAACUUUCUAUCAUGUAUUCAAUACUGUUGAAAUCCUUGACAAUUUGAUGCAGUUUUUACGGUUUAAAUCAUUGAGUUUUGUGAAAGUCACAUUCAAGUAGUGCUUUACAGUAAAGAAAAAGUAUAUUAUACUGUCUUUCUGUAAUAAAUUUGAGUUGUCAAAUCUCAGCUUGUUUCAACUCUGCAAUAUGGAAUUUAAGAUUAUUUUUUAAAGAUCAUUGCUUACUUUUCCCUGCUCUCAGAAACUAUCAAGAAUGCAUUUAGCUCUGUAUAAGGGGAUUUUGGAUGGAAGUGUUUAAUCUAAUGUGGCGGAAAUUUUCUUUCUGUAUUUUCUUUUCUUCUUUGAGACCCCGUUUGGUUGAAUUUUAAGGAAAUGCCAAUGCCAGUGGACACUGUUACAGCAAAAUUAAUAAAAGUUCCUUGAUAUCAA